AUGAAUCCAGCCAAUUCUUCACAGGUGACAGGUUUUGUCUUCCUAGGGCUCUCUCAGAUAUGGGAACUUCGGCUCCUCUUCUUUGUUCUCUUCUCUGUCAUCUACCUUAUGACUGUAACGGGAAAUCUCCUCAUCGUGGCUAUCGUCACCUCAGACCCCCGCUUACACACCACCAUGUACUUCCUUUUGGGCAAUCUGUCCUUCCUAGACUUCUGCUACUCCUCAAUCACAGCACCUCGAAUGCUGGUGGACUUGCUUUCAGGCAACCCUGUCAUCUCCUUCGGGGGCUGCCUCACCCAGCUCUUUUUCUUCCACUUCAUUGGGGGCAUCAAGAUCUUUCUGUUGACCGUCAUGGCCUAUGACCGCUAUGUGGCCAUUUCCCAGCCCCUGCGCUACAUGCUGAUAAUGAAUCGAACGGUAUGUGGGUCCCUCAUGGCAGCUUCCUGGGUCGGGGGGUUCAUCCACUCCAUCGUGCAGAUAGGGCUGACCGUCCACUUGCCCUUCUGCGGGCCUGACAAGCUGGACAACUUUUACUGCGACGUGCCACAACUCAUCAAGCUGGCCUGCACCGACACCUUUGCCCUGGAGCUGUUGAUGGUUUCCAACAACGGUCUGGUGACACUCAUGUGUUUCCUGGUGCUGCUGGGCUCUUACACGGCCCUGUUACUCAUGCUCCGCAGUCACUCGUGGGAGGCCCGCAGCAAGGCCCUUUCCACCUGUGCCUCCCACCUGGCUGUGGUCACCAUCAUCUUUGUGCCCUGCAUCUACAUCUAUGCCCGGCCCUUCCGGACUUUCCCCAUGGACAAGGCCGUUUCAGUGCUCUACACAAUGGUCACGCCCAUGCUGAACCCGGCCAUCUACACCCUAAGAAACAAGGAUGUGAUAAUGGCCAUGAAGAGGCUAUGGAGAAGGCAGAAGGAUGCUCUUGGGACCCUGGAGCACUAA
This is a messenger RNA of Suncus etruscus (white-toothed pygmy shrew), 945 nucleotides long. RefSeq names its product olfactory receptor 4D5. Gene Ontology annotation, cellular component: membrane. The transcript has a single exon. Gene Ontology annotation, molecular function: olfactory receptor activity; G protein-coupled receptor activity. NCBI's taxonomy places the organism in Eukaryota, Metazoa, Chordata, Mammalia, Eulipotyphla, Soricidae. Bases 1 to 945 code for a protein of 314 amino acids. The record is from RefSeq and is a predicted model, not a curated record. Gene Ontology annotation, biological process: G protein-coupled receptor signaling pathway.